CCCUUGUGACAGGAAGUGAAUCCCGGAAGUAAGCGCUCAUUGAAACAUCACGUCAAAAGCGAAUCGAGCGUCAAAUUAAAGGAAUUAAACGCGUACGAUUCAUCAUGAGGAAUCAUCAUCGAUGACUUUAAUGGGAAUAUGUGAGGAUGCUGCAGUGGUCAGACAUGAGAAUAUUAGUGUGAGGUGUUUUAAACGAUGUUGCUGCGCGGGUUUAGACUGACGUGUGUGCAUCAGGUUUGAUUGACAGCUGAGCUCCUCUCCCGUCUCUUCUCCACGUCUGUCCUCCGAGCAGCAUGUUCUGCUCGUGUGUGUGAUGCAGUAAGAUGUUUCCUAAGACCUCUGUGACGAGUCUGAUCGUGGGGGUCUUCCUCCUGUAUGUGCUGCACACGUGCUGGGUCAUGUUCGGGAUCGUGUACACCAAACCCUGCGAGAAACCCCAGAGUGACAGCUGCAUCUCUCCUUACCUGGCCGGGAGACCUCGCCUGCAGCUAAGUGUCUACACUGCAUUACGACCCAAUGCUGACGGCGGACACAGCCUGAUCCACAGAGAGGAAGAGUUUGAUGUCAACACCAGGUUUGAAAGGUUAGUCAAUGUGUCUGUGCCGAAGAAGACCCGCAAGAACGGCACGCUGUAUGCCAUGGUGUUCCUGCAUCAGGCAGGGGUCUCUCCGUGGCAGGAUCCUCACCAGGUGCAUCUAGUCACACAGCUGACCACAUACAUGCUGCCCAAACCUCCGGAGAUCAGCCUGAUCACGGGGCAGGACGAGCCGCAGAAACCGGAGCAGCUAAAACAAAGCGGCGGCUCGGAGCAGGACCGGCCCGUUUCUCACUGGCGUUCCCGUCUGACCGUGAACGUGGUGUCUGAGAACUUCCUGUUUGACCGAGAGGCUCUUCCUGGAGACGUGCACCGCUACAUGAAAGUAUAUCAGAGCGGGAAGAAGAUGGUUUACCUGCCGCUGCUGUUUGUAGAUGAGCUGAGCAACCGAGUGAAGGAUUUAAUGGAGAUCAACAGCAGCACGACUGAGCUUCCUCUGACCAUCUCAUACGACUCCAUCGCUCUCGGGAAACUGCGCUUCUGGAUCCACAUGCAGGACGCCGUUUAUUCACUUCAGCAGUUCGGCUUCACUGAAAAGGAUGCUGAUGAAAUCAAGGGGAUAUUUGUGGACACCAAUCUAUAUUUCCUCGCACUCACCUUUUUCGUGGCCGCCUUCCAUCUUUUGUUUGAUUUUCUGGCUUUCAAAAACGACAUCAGUUUCUGGAAACAAAAGAAGAGCAUGGUGGGGAUGUCCAGCAAAGCAGUGCUCUGGAGGUGUUUCAGCACCAUCGUGAUCUUCCUCUAUCUGUGGGAUGAGCAGACCAGUCUUCUGGUUCUGGUUCCUGCUGGGAUCGGCUCUCUGAUCGAGGUGUGGAAAGUGAAGAAAGCGUUAAAAAUCCACGUCAUAUGGAGAGGCUUGACUCCCACAUUCCUGUUCGGGAAGCUGGAUGAAUCAGAGAAACGAACCGAGGAAUACGACACACUGGCCAUGAAGUAUCUGUCCUAUCUGCUGUAUCCUCUGUGUAUCGCCGGAGCCGUUUACUCUCUUGUGUUUGUCAAGUACAAAAGCUGGUACUCCUGGAUUAUUAACAGUUUUGUCAAUGGGGUGUAUGCCUUUGGAUUCCUCUUCAUGCUGCCUCAACUCUUUGUGAAUUACAAGCUGAAAUCAGUCGCUCAUCUGCCCUGGAAAGCCUUCAUGUACAAGGCUUUUAAUACGUUUAUCGAUGACGUCUUUGCAUUCAUCAUCACGAUGCCCACGUCGCAUCGGUUAGCGUGUUUCAGAGAUGACGUGGUGUUCCUGGUAUACCUCUAUCAGAGAUGGCUCUAUCCAGUGGAUAAAACCAGAGUGAACGAGUACGGUGUGUCUUACGACGAAAAGCCCAAAGGAAAAUCCCAUAAAGACUGACAUCCUCACAACAGAACAGCUCGGCAUUAUCAGAUUCAAUAAGAAAAGGACAAUACUGCAUUUGUAUCUCAGAGAAAUUGAACAGGCUUCUCGCUGUUGACUCGACUGGCUGCAAUAUCUCCUUCAAUUAUAAGACAAGAAGUAAAUCUAUGAAAAGCUUGGUUUAAUUUUACAGAAUGUAUUUCGAUGGGACCUUUAAUUCAGUCUCAGAUAGUGUUUUGAAACUAAGACCGUAUCUCAAGGGUGCCAAAAGACCAGAGUUUCAGAUUAAAGACGUGAUUUGUUUUGAAUUUGGAUUCCUUUUAGGAACAUGAUUGUUUGCUUGCGUGUUCAGAGAGAAAGAUGUAUGUUUGUUUUUGUGUUUCAUUCCAAUUAAAAGUGUUUUUGUGAUUCAACUGCUUAAUUACAGAGGCUUAAUUAAAAAGUUUAUGCCUUCUA
Messenger RNA from Carassius auratus (goldfish), 2378 nucleotides. Its product is annotated as cleft lip and palate transmembrane protein 1-like protein. NCBI's taxonomy places the organism in Eukaryota, Metazoa, Chordata, Actinopteri, Cypriniformes, Cyprinidae. The record is from RefSeq and is a predicted model, not a curated record. The coding region runs from base 324 to 1940 and encodes 538 amino acids. Gene Ontology annotation, cellular component: endomembrane system; membrane. The transcript has 17 exons.